AGAGAGAGAGUGGGUGAGGGAGUGUGAAUUUAUCAUGGGUAAAAUUUGUGCUUCAUUCUAAGCUGUGGGCUGAGCAUCCCUGCACCGGCAUGCACAGUCUCCCAAAGCUCAUACUGCUGAAGAGUACGCCCAUCGCUCCUCUCUCUCUCUCUCUCUCUCUCUCUCUCUCACCCAUCCACCCAACCAACCAGCCUCUCCCCGACACACACACACACACUCACACACACACACGUGCUCACACACACACACACACACACACACACACCGUGCUGUCAGGAGCGCCGCUGCUGGACCACAGCCAUCUCGCGAAGGAGGUUCCAGCGGAGGCAAGAGAAAGCCAGAGCGAGACAAAGGGAAGGAGGACGGUAAAAGGCGAGGAGCGAAUAGGAGCGCGGGGACUGGCACAAGGAAGGAGAGACCCAACGCUUUGUGAAGAACAGAAAGCCAGGAUCAGGAGGAGGGAGGAGGAGAGAGGAAAAAAAGAGGAGGGGGAACAGGAAACGCGAUCACUUUCAGCUGCAGCGGUCCGUGUCGCAGCAUGGGCAAUGCACCAUCCCAAGCCAACGCCGGGGCCUGUUUUCCUAAGCAAGAUCCCGAGCGUGGUGGCAGUCACAUGAUCUCGACGGAUGACUUGGAGUAUCCGCGGGAGUACCGGACGCUGGGGAACAGCGCCCGGCGUUUCUCCAAUGUGGGCCUGGUGCAUACGUCGGAGCACCGCCACACCGUCAGCGCCGCCCAGAGCCUGGAGGCCCUGACCAACCUACACAAGGCUGACAUGGAACGCAAGCGGGACGCCUUCAUGGACCACCUGAAGAGCAAGUACCAGCAGCAGCAACAGCAGCUGCAGCAUCCACACCACAGCCCCCACCACAACCCGCCGUCGCCCUCGCCCUCCCACGCCAGCAUGAGGGGCACAUCAGAACGGUCUGCACGAGAACAGCAACAGCCCAACUACUGGAGCUUUAAGAGCCGCAGUCCACGCCAUUCCCAGUCUACCCAGUCGGGACUCGCCGACCAGGCCGCCAAGCUUUCCUUCGCCUCCACUGAAUCCUUGGAGACCAUGUCGGAAGCUGACAUGCCCCUCGGUUUCAACCGGAUGAACCGAUUUCGCCAGAGCCUGCCGCUGUCCCGCUCUGCCAGCCAGAAUAAGCUACGUUCUCCAGGCGUGCUGUUCCUGCAGUAUGGAGAUGAGACACGUCGGGUGCACAUCACCCACGAGCUGAGCAGCCUGGACACGCUGCACGCUCUCAUCGUGCACAUGUUCCCUCAGAAGUUGACAGCAGGUAUGCUGAAGUCGCCCAACACGGCCAUCUUGAUCAAGGACGAGGCGCGCAACGUCUUCUAUGAGCUGGAGGACGUCCGGGACAUUCAGGAUCGCAGCAUCAUCAAGAUUUACCGCAAAGAGCCCAUCUAUGCUUCUUACCCAGCUGCUGCACACCUGGCUAACGGAGACCUCAGGAGGGAAAUGGUGUAUUCCUCUCGUGACUCCUCUCCGACGCGCCGCCUCAACACCCUUCCUUCCUCCACGGCCUCAGCGUCCUCCGGCUCUCCAUCUCGCUCACGCCUCUCCUACACCGGCGGCCGCCCUCCGUCCUUCGCCGGGUCCCACCCCCAGCAUGAGCAACCCCGACAUCCCCACCAUCCGUCAGCCGGCCACGCUGCCAACGCAGGCCUGUCUCCUUCACCCAGUGCCAUCCUGGAGCGUCGUGAUGUCAAGCCUGAUGAAGAAGUUUCUGCGAAAAACAUGGCGCUGAUGAAGAACGAGGGGUUGUAUGCAGAUCCCUACAGCUUGAUGCAUGAAGGUCGACUCAGCAUUGCCUCCACCCAGUCGUUAGCUGCCAUCGGAGACCCCUUUAGCUUCCCCGUAUCCACUGGCCUCUACCGCCGUGGCUCCGUGCGCUCCCUCAGCACCUAUUCGGCCGCUGCUCUUCAGGGAGACCUGGAGGACUCUCUCUACAAGCCCGGAGGUUCGCUGUACUCUGACACAUACUCCUCGGCCACUCUGGGCAUGGGUUUUCGAAUGCCGCCCUCAUCCCCACAGAAAAUCCCUGACAUGCAGCUGAGGGACAGGGACUCGUAUUCCAGCUCACCCAGGGCCUCACCUGUCAGGCAGAGUUUCCGCAAGGACUCUGCCUCCUCCUCUGUGUUCGUCGAGAGCCCGAAGUCGAGGCCCAGCUCUGGUUCAGAACCUCUGUGUCUAACAGCUGGACCUGGGGAGGGCAGCAGGACCAUGCCUGGUUUUGGAUCUUCAUUAUCUGGGCAAGAUGCAGAUACUAGCAGGGAUCAUCGCCUGGAGCGCAUGGAGGCCAUGGAGAAGCAGAUCGCCAGCCUGACUGGACUGGUCCAGAGUGUUCUGACCAGAGCACCGGACAGCGACAGCACAUGCGGCCUGCUGCGUCUCUGCAUGAUGGCGGGCUGCCCUCCGGACCAAGGGACGGAGUUUUCACGGCCAUUACCUUUCUCUUCCAGCGAGAAGACCGAAACCAACAGUGACGGCUCCGCCACUGGAACUGGACGGCUGAAGAAGAAAGCUCAUACGCCGUCGGCACCUCUAGCUCUGAUGCCGCCGCCACCCUCUAACUUGAGCCAAGUGAACAGCGUUGGUCGCUUGCAGAUGCAGCUCCAUCUGCACGGGCUGCAGCAAAACGCCACCGACCUGCGCAAGCAGCUCACCCAACUACGCAAGACACAGCUAGAGAACCAGGAUUCAGUGCGAACUCUGCUGAAACGGACGGAAGCGGAGCUGAACGUGCGCGUGGCUGACGCCCUGAGGAAGCAGGAGGAUCCUCUGCAGAGACAGCGCCUCCUGGUGGAGGAGGAGAGGCUCAAGUACCUGAAUGAGGAGGAGCUCAUCAUCCAGCAGCUCCACGACCUGGAGAAGUCAGUGGAGGAGAUCCAGAAGGAGUCGUCUGUCAACCACAAGCUGGUGACAGUGCAGGAGCUGGAGGAGAAGGCCACUGUUCUGAGAAAGCUGGGAGAAACACUGACAGAGCUGAAAAAUCAAUUCCCCGGCCUGCAGAGUAAGAUGCGGGUGGUGCUCAGGGUGGAGGUGGAGGCCGUGAAAUUCCUGAAAGAAGAGCCGCACAGGCUCGACGCCCUGUUAAAACGCUGCAAGACUAUAACCGACACCCUCGCCACCAUGCGCAAACAAGCGAAUGAGGGGGUAUGGAAGAAGCAAGAGGACUUCUCUAGUCCUUCAUCAAAGCACAACGAGGAUUUGCGAAAGUUUGCAGACUUUGACAUCCCCACCAGUCCACCGCUCACCAUCAAUGACCUUGGGGGAGGUAACAGCCUUUCCAAUUGGAGCCCUCACACCAGCCUCAGCCGUGGGCACGGUAACCCAUCCGGCCCUCACAAGGACAAUCAUCCUCCUGUUCCCCACAAGGGUAAAGCCUUGGAGGAGCUGGAGCGCCGUGCUGCUGCUGACAAAGCUUUGUCCGUCGAAGUCCGGCUGGCAGCAGAGCGGGACUGGGAGGAGAAGCGAGCCAGUCUAACCCAAUACAGCGCCCAGGACAUCAACCGGCUGCUGGAGGAGACCCAGGCUGAGCUAAUGAAGGCUAUUCCAGACCUGGACUUUGCUGCAAAGCAGAUCAAGCAUUCGUCCAACACAUCGUCCAGCCAGAACCCCCAGAGUGGAGCAGCGACCCCAGAGCACCGCGCCAGCAAGCCCCAGCACAAGCUUUCUGGAAAAGACGGAGGAUCCAGGCGUGGCUCUGAUGAGCUCACAGUACCUCGGUAUCGCACAGAGAAACCCUCCAAGUCUCCUCCACCUCCACCACCUAGACGCAGUUUCCCUUCUUCUCCAGGACUGACCACUCGCAGCGGAGAGCCACUAAUUCCUGGAAAAAGCAUAAAGAAAUCUGAAUCUGAAGAAACCGAAGGCCAGAAACCUCACAUAAAACUGAGGAGGACCGUGUCUGAAAACCCUCGUCCUGCAUCUACGCCCCCAACACUGGCCUCUGGGGACAAGGAGGAAUUAGAGGAGGAGAGAAUCGCUGCCGAACUGGAGGGAAGGCACUUGUCUCCUGUCCCCCACAUCGUGUUGACAGACUGUUCGCCAGCUUCACCCACUUUCUCAGAGGAUCCUGUCAGAGAUUUAGCAAAUGAACCUCUAGAGGAGAGUCCAUCACGAGACUGGACUGGUCAUCACAUGGCCUAUGAGACUAUAAUUUCAAGGAAAAGGUAUUCAGAGGGAUUCCAAAGCCCUCCUCAGCGAGAGCAGUCUUGUUUGGAUAUAGAAUCCAAACCGGGAGUUGCCCUGCUGCUGACAGAGCUGGAAGUGAGAGUGGUGUCUCCCCUCCAGGCCCAGGAGCUCAGCAGGACUGCAGGAGAAGUUCUGCAGAUUGUAACCAUCUCAGCACAGACUAAAGAAGUCUCUGAGGUCCAGCUGAGUGGGCGGCCUGUCCUAGUGCUCUGCAGGGAGGAAAAAACUGUCAAAGAUGCCUACAAACUGCUAUAUUCACUCUUGGAGUCGUCCAAACCGGUUCCUAAACCCAGAAUGAAAUCUUCCCACCACUCAGGCCAGGAGAGAUCUCUAGUGGAGGCUCUGAGGAGAGGGAUGGAGACAGAGGAAAACAUCCUAACACUUCAGCACACAGCUUACAUGACGCAGCAGAGUCCACUUAGCCUCACUAGUGAGUCCAGUGGGUUCAGUCGCUCUGUGGACAAUGUCACGAGUCGGGGGAAAACGGCAGAAGAUAUCCGGCGCAGCACCUACAAGAGGCUGGACAGCUUGGAGGAGACUAUUCGAGAGCUGGAGAACACUUUAAUAGAGAUCAGUGGACAUCCUAGGACAGAGCAGCUCUACACUGAAACAGCCACCAACAGUACUUCUCUACAGAGUCCAACUUCAGACACCAAGAAGCCACCGGUCCCACCCAAACCAUCAUCUCUGAGCCCAGCGCCAAUCCAGGGAGGAAAUAAUUCCAGCGUCGGGAAGGUUCUUCACUCCUCGGCUGCCUCCAAGCUGAAGCACCUGCAGCAGAACAGCACAGACAAGACUAAAAGUGGCAAAAGAGAGGACUUCCUGAAGAUCCAGGGCCAGCAACAGACGUGCCCACCUUGGGUGACCUCUCUGCUCGGCCCGCAGCUGAAGGCCUUGGGGACCAACAGCACCAGUGGCAGUAUUGAGCCAUACCUCUCUGGUAUCAAAACGGGCAUUUUUUCAGGCCGAGUGGCCUCUCCGGCAGCAGCGUUUGCCCCUGGCCUGAGGAAGUACCCCAAGGAGGGGUCAGUGCCCUCCCUGACAGCCUCCUCAAGCCAAGCAAAGGCCCUCCUAGCAAGCCUGACUGCCUCCGGCCUGAGCGCUGAGGCCUUGCUUCUCUCCUCCACCCUCCGUCAUCACCGCCUCCUCCGCGAGCAGCGAGCCUCCUCCCUACCUCUGUCCAGCAGCCAGUCCUCCUCCCCUACUCCCCCCGCUACCUCCUCCUCCUCUUCCUCCUCACCCACCACCCCUACUCCAUCCCUGUCUCCCUCCUCUCCCACCCCUUCGAAUUCCUUCACCUUCUCGUCUGGGGUUCUCAAGCCCAGCAGUCGUAGCCUUGACAGCUCCAGCCUCAACAGCUGCAAGGAUGGUGGCAGCGAUUAAGGACCUCGCCCACAACUCCUGGUGAUGAAUAGGAGGAGGAUGAGGACAUGGAAAAAUGCAAUUCAAACACAUCACGAAAUAUAAGGAGAAAACAAGUACAUCAUGGGAAAAAAAAACACUUUUUUAAAUGUUUUUUUAAACUCCUCUGGACUUUCUGGCUCCUUCUGUUCCUUAUUUUUCCUCCUGAUUAUAGAUUCACUCCAAUCUGCAGAGUCUUCAUAAUUUCAUGGCAACAUCCACAACACUGUAAAUGGAGUCACAGUCUUCUUUCUCACUCUGAUCUGGUUCCAUAGUUCCUCUGCAGAUCUCCCACGCAGUCACUCUGCCAGUUUUCCAGAUAGAGAGCACACAAACGGGCCUCCCUUCCCGCCAGAUGUGUGCUGUAAGCUGAUGUGCUCUGGAUGUAUUCACUGACAGUAGCGUCCUCACAUACACACCCUCACUCAGUGGGUUGUUCGUGGCAUAGAUGAAAUAUCUAGACUGUGACUUUGAUCAUAGAAAAUUAGAGCUGCAAUAAUCACCGAGUCAGUCCAGUAGUUGUGUGUGUUCAGGAUAAUGUUGAUCUCACUUACCUGCAUCACCUGUCAGAGUGUGAGUCUGUCGAGAAAAUGUAUUGAAAAAAAAAAAAGAAAAAAAUCACAGACAAGGUGAAGAUUGUGGUUUCAAGCUGUUUUCUGUUUAAAGGGGCAUUUGUGGCUUUUUCUUACAUCACCUGUGUUUUAAACUCUGAACUGGUGCUACAUUUUCCCCUCUGUUUGUACACACUGUGUGAAGAGUUUACAUGAUUGUUCUCACUUCCCUGUACAUUCCACUGUCUGGCUUCAGUUUUAUGUCGCAUUUCAACAUUUAUACUCGACGAAAUGAAACGCCGGUGUCUGUAAUUAGGAACACUUACAGCCGUUUUUAAUUGAAAAUUGGAAAUGACAGUAUAUUCACAAAAGCACACAACAGGGAGCAGUCUGGAAACAGCACAUCUCUGUUUAAAAUGCAACAAAGAGGCACAGUUAGACAAACAGAAGGGAAAAAUGCAAAUGAUGAAUUGUAUACAAAUGUUUUCAUGUUGUUUUCUUUCGUAUGUGUACUAUCUAGUUAAUUAUGACAAUCAGGAUGUUUCUACAGUAGCAUCUUUACAGUUUGCUCUGGCAUUUUCCACGCCUGACAUCGAAAUCCAUCCCAAAGACUCAAGCACACAUGGUGAUGAACAUCACACACACACACACACACAGUCUGUCACACAUGCACUUGUAAAGCCAAGUUGUACAGCACAGACUUUUUUUUUUCUUGCAAAUCUUCUGUGACGAUUCAUUUGAAGUCACAUCUGUUGCACCACUGAUAAAGAGCACCCUGGUAAAAUAUGCCAUAUUGACCAGAAUGUGAAUUUCACCCUUAAAGGAAUCCAAUCUACAGACUGAUAGAUGUUUUCUUGUGGGGCACUUUGCGUCUUUUGAUGUUCAAAGUUUUAUCUGCCAGGAAGCGGCUCCUUAAAAUUUUCAGCAAUUUGCAGGCCUCAUUAAAAAGCAGAAUACCCACUUUGAGCAAAAAUAAAACUUAUCCUUAGAUGACGCUCAGACAUCUGACAUUGUUUGAGCACUCGAUGAAGAUGAAAACUGUUAAUCAGCACAUAUUUAGACUUCACUUAGAACUUUGCUAUUAAAAGGGCCCGAGAGGAGAAUAUAGAAAUGUAAAGCAAGCACAGUUUCCUCUUGCUUGCUUGUAAUUUUGUGAAUCUGGGUCACAACGAAAAGCACAAAACUACAAAUGUUUCGUGAAAGCAACAAAAGAAAACUUCCCAGCACAUUAGAUAAACUGCACAUCAGAUUGCAAAAUACCGCUUUGGUUUUAUUAACUACAUUCUAAAACAUUUAUGAAUGAAGGCAGUGACGGUAGUUUCUGACUAUUUAAAGCACAUCUAAAGCCUGUCAGUGUAAACCCCUGCACCACGAGCCACUUUGAAGCUGUCUGUCCUGUGUGUUUGCCUCGAGGCCGCCUGCUGGGGAGGUGACGAGGUAGAACGGACAGUUACAGACAAAGUGAUUCUUUUCCAGUGUUGUUCCUCAGAAUGACUGUGUGAAAUCGAUUCUUUGUGGCAUUGAGAUUAAAACAUGUGCUAAGGGGCUCGUGUCAAAGAGUAGGCAGCUUGAGGAGAGGGGAUUAGUUUUGGGACAUGUGUUUGAAGGCUACUUUAAUAAGGCCGGCUUUGACUCGGCCCUGUCUCCAUCGAGAGCGCUUGCGAUAUAAAAGACCCAAAGAGAUGAGAGGAAGAGUUUUGACAGUCGAGAGAGCUGUUAAGCAGCUAUUCUUUCACUGCCCCUUUCACUUUGCUUUGUCUUUGGUGCGGGGCCUCUCUAAAAUAAAAACCACUCGGUUAGACAAGAACAAAGACUCAAUUAUGACCAACGUGUGCAAUAUGUAAUUAGCACUCUUGCAAUUUUACCAAGCCAGUGCUCUUUGCCUUUGACAUACUCCUGCCUGUUUGUCUGCAAGGACCUGUAACCAUGUUUUUCCCAGUGCCUCUAAGACUUGCCCGAAAUCCCAGAGUAAUCUUGUACUACAGUGUUAGAUCAGCAGCAGUGACAGAAUAACACUUUUAUCCAAAGAAAAAGCUGCGAGAACUGGCUUGUUCCCAGUUUGUCGCAGAGAAAUAAGAGAGAAACAAGAAAAGAAAGCAGCACUUGAAAUGCAGAGUGUGUCAGGUUGCAGCAGUGGCAUUUGACUAAACACUCCCCCAGCUCGAGGAGUGUGCAGAAUCUGCAAGCUCACAGCACAGCGAAUUAAGCCUCACCCUGGGUGCUCUGUAGCUCUGCCAGGCAGGUUCAAGCCCUGGGUUUCAUAUUGAGUGAAGUCAAAUGAAAGAAAUUCACUUACUCAUGCUGUUCCACACUCAAAUCCAUAACUCUCCAAGUUAAAAUUGCUGCAUUUGCGUCUGGCGAGCGUUGGAGAGGAAGUGUGCACGCUUGGCUGCUUUCCCCCAGUACAGUCUGAGACGAAACCCCCCCAGAAUUGCGUGACUUUGCUCUCUGGACUGAUUUUUUUUCAAGACAAGUGUUAGUGGGCUGUGAUUUCAACAUGGCUGGAGGCUUAGAGGGCAUGUCGAACACACUCACAGUGGACGCCUCUGGCAAUCAGAAAAACUCAUGCAAACUUGAAAUUAAAACAUAGAAGAAGUAUACAUAUAUAAAUAUAUCGAAGUGAGAUGUUUGUGUAUGAUAUUAUAAUUGUGAAGAAAAUGUGAUAUAUAUAUAGGCCUAGAUUAAAUUAUAUACUGUAAAAUGUCAUCAUCUUUUCUGUUUUAUAUAUUAGUGACCAUUUUGUACAGAUUUUUCUUUUUUAAUUCAUUGAGAGAGAUAUUACAUUUCACACUGAGAUUAUUUAUUCAUAUGCAGAACAUUUUUAUAUUUGUUUAAAAUAUCUGUAUAGAUAACAGUUAGCCUCUGUAAUAUACACUGAAGUUCAUUUUUAAAUUCUAGGAUUUUCUUUAAGAACACUGGGUUGGAUUUUAGGUAAUUUUGAUUUAUGAAAACGCUUGUCCCUGAAAACGCUCGUCCAGCUCGUCUGUAACUUUACCUCCUUAUGUGAAGCGUCACUUUAAGGUAUAAGAGGCUGGACCAGUGCCUGUGUGUAGGGGCUUAUUUUGCUACUAUCUUUUCUUUUGUUUUUGUGAGGAGAUCGUGUUGUUUACUGCACCUUUUAGGUCUGUUUUUUUUUUUUUUGGUUUCACCCGGUUCUGUAUUUGUGAUUCAGGUGGUAUUUGUGAUGUUGGAGAUGGUCAGAAACACAGAUAUUGUAGUAACUACUGUGACAGGUCUGUUUAUGGGCCCAGGGGCUUCAUAUGAGGCCUUGCUGCUUUGACAAAAAGUGAGUUACUUGGCUUUAAUUUAUUUCUGUGUCAUGUUUUGCAUGUGAACAGGAAUGUUGAUGCUCAGUGCAGAAAGGAUUCGGAGAAGACAGGCUAUUAAUAUUAACAGGUGGAAGUUGAUUUUGUCGCUUCGGUUGUUGCACUGAGUGGCUUUAGGUAGCAGUGAAGCUCAACUAUAAAAGCUCUAAAACCACUGAGCUGGAUUAAUAAGAGAAUUACGUGAAGCUGUAUGAAUUUAAAUCUUUUCGUUUGCCAUUUUAUCUUUUCUUUUUAUAUAUAAUGAACCUACAUUCUAUAGUAUGUAUAUGAGAUUUUUACAUGAAUGUGUGGAUGUUCAAAAAUCUUGGCAUCAAAAGUAGAAAAACAAAAAUUGACUUGUAAAUAGGCCGAGUCAUUCCUAGCGAGUUCAACAAAAUUGUUAUGUCCAAAAGCUGUUUUAUUAAUAAACUAUGACGAUGGGUACAAAGGUAUAUACAAAACAAUGCAUGUAUAGUCUCAAGCAAUCGCACGGUGCAGUUGAUUAAAAAAAUGUUGUCUACUUGUUUUCUCAAAAGAGUGAGAAAGAAAGCGGGAAGGAGAGGCGGUUCUAAUGUUGAGAGGUUUACAAACAGGAAGAACGAGACUUUAUUUUGCUAACUGUGACGCAGGCAUGUUCAGUUUUUCUGUGACGUUAUGUGACGAUGAUGGCUGAGAGUGUUGAAGGAUUCCGAAUGCUUGAACGCACCCCAACCAGAGAAGUCGCCAGCGAUGGUGUACUCUGUCCACAGAGUGAAUCUCCCAUUUGUAGAGUAGUGUGAUAUAAGAACAAAAAUAAUACAGAAAAUAGAUCUAUAAUAUAAUGAUAUAUAAAAUUUAAAAGCCUACUGAUACUGGAGAUACUAAUUUAUCAGUGUGGAUGCCAUGAUAUUCUGUGAGAAAUGUGUGUGUUUUUCCUGUGAGAAGACAGCAGGCAGUUGAACCUGCCUUCUUUUGUACAUAAUUUGCUGUGAUUGUGUGUCCAAUAAAGUGCAGCUCUCUUGUA
Molecule: messenger RNA, 10464 nt
Organism: Amphiprion ocellaris (clown anemonefish)
Lineage: Eukaryota; Metazoa; Chordata; Actinopteri; Pomacentridae
Gene: srcin1a
Product: SRC kinase signaling inhibitor 1a
Exons: 22
Coding region: 539-5587 (1682 amino acids)
Biological process (GO): regulation of dendritic spine morphogenesis
Cellular component (GO): cytoplasm; postsynaptic density; actin cytoskeleton
Source: RefSeq, a predicted model, not a curated record